ACAGCUAAGUGACGGUGAGCUUUUACAAUGAGAAAGCCUCUUUGUGCGCAUAACCUAUAUAAGAGAUUUCUGCUGCGGAUUCUUUCUUUGAAAUAAUGUCGGCUGAAUAUGAUAACAGAGACAAUGGCCCUGAAGGCAUGGAGCCAGAUGGGAUCAUUGAGAGCAAUUGGAACCAGAUUGUGGAUAGUUUUGAUGAGAUGAAUCUACGGGAGACCCUGCUCAGGGGAAUUUAUGCCUAUGGUUUUGAGAAACCUUCAGCUAUCCAGCAAAGGGCCAUUAUGCCUUGUAUCAAGGGUUACGAUGUGAUUGCUCAGGCCCAAUCUGGCACUGGGAAGACUGCCACCUUUGCCAUUUCCAUCCUUCAGCAGAUUGAUGUGGAGCUGAAAGGCACUCAGGCUCUGGUCUUGGCUCCCACCAGGGAGUUGGCUCAGCAGAUUCAGAAAGUGGUCCUUGCCCUGGGUGACUACAUGGGCGCCAGCUGCUAUGCCUGCAUCGGAGGGACCAACAUCCGCAGUGAGGUCCAGAAACUGCAGGCUGAAGCCCCACACAUCGUGGUGGGAACUCCCGGCCGCGUCUUUGACAUGCUAACUCGCAAAAACCUUUCUUCUAAAUACAUCAAAAUGUUUGUGUUGGACGAGGCUGAUGAGAUGCUUAGUCGAGGAUUCAAGGAUCAGAUCUACGAGAUCUUCCAGAAGCUGUCGAGCAACAUCCAGGUUGUCCUACUGUCUGCCACCAUGCCAGCCGAUGUUUUGGAGGUCACAAAGAAGUUUAUGCGUGAGCCUAUCAGAAUCCUCGUGAAGAAGGAGGAGCUGACACUUGAGGGCAUCCGCCAGUUUUACAUCAAUGUGGAAAAAGAGGAAUGGAAGCUGGAUACCUUGUGUGACUUGUACGAAACCUUGACCAUCACACAAGCUGUGAUCUUCAUCAACACAAGGAGAAAAGUGGACUGGCUUACUGAGAAGAUGCAUGCCAGAGACUUCACAGUUUCUGCUCUGCACGGUGACAUGGACCAGAAAGAGAGAGACCUGAUCAUGAGGGAGUUCCGCUCGGGCUCCAGUCGAGUCCUUAUUACCACUGACCUGUUGGCCAGAGGUAUUGAUGUUCAGCAGGUUUCCCUUGUCAUCAACUACGACCUGCCAACCAACAGGGAAAACUACAUCCACAGGAUCGGUCGGGGAGGUCGUUUCGGCAGAAAGGGAGUAGCCAUUAACAUGAUAACUGAGGAUGACAAGCGAACACUGAGGGACAUUGAGACAUUCUACAACACCACCGUGGAGGAGAUGCCCAUGAACGUGGCCGAUCUGAUCUAGAAGACUCCCCGCUUCUGUUUGUCCACCCAUAUCCGAUUGUUUUAGAAGUAAAAGCUUGUUUCCUACAAUACGAAUACUAAAAACUUCCUUUUCUAAAUUCCACCCUGAAUUUACUCUUUCAGCAUUUGACAUGAUUUUGGAAGAAUAACUUGCUGACCCGCUCCAUCUGCCAUUGUCUUUUAUCGACCCUGAAAUUCUCCCAGCGGUUAAAUACUCUGCUUCACGCCAGAACUGUUUCCAAAAGCACAUUUAAAGUCCAGUGAUGACAUUAUACUUGCUGAUUGUUGGCAAAGAGACACUGUUGAUUUGAAGCUUGUGUGAGAUUUGACUGUUUGCAGCGUCGGUCGGCUGACCCGAGCAGUCUGGACUCGACGGUGUUCUGAAUGAACCGCGGUGUGAUUGACUAGCUCAGUAUUUAAACAAUCUUCAGUGUAUUUGCACAACGUUCAUCGCACGCCCACGAUCAUGUUUACAGCAGUCUUUGGGUUCUGGAAGUAAACGGGACAUGAUCAAUAAAAUGAGCUGUACAGUGGCUGACCAAUUUGAUCCUCUUUACUGCUGUGCUUUUUCUGCUUUUCCUCCUCUCCCGUUCGGGCCUGUUCAGCCAUUUGUACAGUAGAGUUCAGAUGAGGAGUGCUUGCAGGCAGAAACGGUGAGUUGUAGCGAUUUGGCCUCCUGACCCAGAUCCAAGCGGGUUUUUGUUUUUUGUUUGUUCCCCCCCACCCUCCAUCUCCAGUUUGUUGAGAUUGGAUAAUUUUUUUUUUUUUUUUUUUUUUAAACAGGAAAUAAGAUUUCAAAAGGUUGUGGUCAUGUUUUGUAACCUACCUCAUCCAAAUCUUAUAGGUGAAUGGGGAGUGUCAUCUGGACCAAACUACAAAUAUAAAAGUAUAUAGAGAUUUUUAUCUUGCUUUCCACUCCACCAAAAGUUUCUAAGCUCUCGUAUUAUCUCAUGAGGUGUGUGCUAUCAGUGCUAAUAUUUUUUUUUUUUUUUCUCCAUGUAUGGAUUGUUCCCCUCCCCCUCUCCUUUUUUUUUUUUUUUUUUUUUUUUUUUUUGAGACAGUGUAUCAGGUUUUCUACAUUGGAUACUGUAUAGUAUUUAUUUUAUUGGUCUUUAAAAGAAAAACAAUAAAAACAUUCUUUUCUUUUUUCUUUUUUUUAAGCUGUAAAGCAGCCCUCUGUUGGCCAAAUCCUGUGUGGUGUCUACUUUUGUGGCAAACCUCACUCAGUGAGGUGGGCGAUGGAGUGGAGCAGUCAUUGUUAGAGCUGGAACUCUUAUAAUAGUCACAUCUUCAGACACGUUUGUGUCAGUGUCUCUAUUGCAUUUUCCAUCAUUUAUUUUCCCCUUGUCUUUUUUUCCCUCCCAAUUAAAGAGCUCAUAAAGAGCUGAAUCUUCAUUAAAAAGAGUCACAGCUCUGAGACAACAGAAGCAUUAUAGGACUGAAUUAAUUUGCUUUUAUUCAGAUAUUUGAUGUUUGUGUGAAAAGGUGUGGAAGCCUGACCCACACGACCGUGGGUGCCGCAGCUAAAGACCGUACCAGUUUACUGAGGCCACGGCUGGUUGAUGGACUCUUGCAUAGAGUGCAAUUCUUCAUAAUAAAGUACUAAACAUGUAACGCCAUAAGGCAUGUCUAUGAUAAGGUAAAGAUACACGUGUGCAUUUGUAAUAAAGCUGGAAUAUAAAA
Molecule: messenger RNA, 2992 nt
Organism: Oreochromis aureus
Lineage: Eukaryota; Metazoa; Chordata; Actinopteri; Cichliformes; Cichlidae
Gene: eif4a1a
Product: eukaryotic translation initiation factor 4A1A
Exons: 11
Coding region: 96-1310 (404 amino acids)
Biological process (GO): cytoplasmic translational initiation
Cellular component (GO): cytoplasmic stress granule
Molecular function (GO): translation initiation factor activity; ATP binding; RNA helicase activity
Source: RefSeq, a predicted model, not a curated record